UAUUAACAUUGAAUUAAAACAACACAAAUCACACCAAAAUUGUAUAUUAAACAUUGAAGUAAAACAGCAUAAAUCACGCCAAAAAUGAAGAACUCAAUCUCCCUGAUUGCCAUCAUCUCUCUCCUCAUCUUCAUCUCUCUUCCCACCCCCUCCCUCUCCCAACGCUGCAACAAAAACGACGAAAACGUCCUCUUUCAAAUCAAAAAAUCCCUAGGAAACCCUUACCUUUUGGCCUCUUGGCAAACAACUUUAGAUUGCUGCCAAUGGUACUUAGUCAAAUGCAACAAAACCACGGGCCGUAUCAUCGAACUCACCAUCUUCUCCGGCAACAUAUCCGGCCAAAUCCCACCUGAAGUCGGUAACCUUCCAUACCUCCAAACAUUAGUGUUCCGAAAACUCACCAACCUCACCGGACAAAUCCCAUCAACCAUUACUAAACUAACCCACCUCACCAUGCUCAGACUAAGCUGGACCAACUUGUCCGGUCCAGUCCCUUCGUUCCUCAGCCAACUCACAAACUUAAACUUUCUUGAUUUAUCAUUUAAUAAUCUCACCGGCUCUGUCCCGCCCGAACUUGCAAAGUUAACAAAACUUGGUGCUCUACACCUAGACAGAAAUAAGCUCACCGGAACCAUCCCCGAAUCAUUCGGGACGUUCACCGAAAACGUCCCGGAUCUUUACCUUUCACAUAACCAGCUAACCGGAGAUAUACCCAAAUCUUUAGGCUACUUAAACUUCACGGUGAUAGACUUUUCAAGAAACCAACUUACAGGUGAUUUCAGCAUGUUUUUUGGGAUAAACAAGACUAUCCAAAUAGCUGAUUUUUCAAGGAACAGCUUUCAGUUUGAUCUCUCGGAUGUAGUGUUUCCUGCAAGCUUGACGUCUUUAGAUUUGAAUCAUAAUAAGGUUUUUGGUAGUCUGCCGGAAACAUUGACGGGAUUAAGUUUGCAGUACUUGAAUGUGAGUUACAAUAGGUUGUGUGACCUGCAGACGUUUGAAAACACUUCGUAUUUUCAUAACCGGUGCCUGUGUGGGUCCCCGUUGCCGGCCUGUGCCUGAAUAAUUGUUGGCGGAUUGUACUAAAUAAACGACGUAUGUAAAGCAAAAUCAUGGUUCCAUAAAGUAUCUUGUGUUCAUUAGUUUGCAAAUAAGAUAAGGUGGUUUCACGUGUCGCAUCUAGUGAAAUCAUGUUCCUUGCGUUUAUAUGGGAUUUAGUUCGAUAUUGUUUUCAUAUUUGAAUCCGGGGGAAUAAACGAAUAAUAACCCUAUUUUAGAAAAUAAA
Molecule: messenger RNA, 1282 nt
Organism: Helianthus annuus (common sunflower)
Lineage: Eukaryota; Viridiplantae; Streptophyta; Magnoliopsida; Asterales; Asteraceae
Product: polygalacturonase inhibitor
Exons: 1
Coding region: 85-1059 (324 amino acids)
Molecular function (GO): protein binding
Source: RefSeq, a predicted model, not a curated record